AUGUUGAAGAACGGAUUCACACGUCUUGCCUCGCGGGCGACGCUGAGGUCGUCCCUCCGCCCGACCAUCCGAUCGUCUGCGGCUCCUCUGAUAUCCGCACGAUUCCAGAGUUCCGAUGCUCCUCUCACCGGAAAGAUCCAUCAGGUCAUUGGUGCCGUCGUCGAUGUUAAAUUCGACUCUGACCGAUUACCUCCUAUUCUUAAUGCCAUUCACACUGAUAACAAUGGUCAGCGUUUGGUCUUGGAAGUUGCUCAACAUCUUGGAGAGAACGUUGUCCGAACAAUUGCUAUGGACGGUACCGAAGGUCUCGUCCGUGGUGCUGAAUGCAAGGAUUCCGGCAAUCCUAUCAUGAUUCCCGUCGGACCCGGAACCUUGGGCCGUAUCAUGAACGUCACUGGUGACCCAAUCGACGAGAGGGGUCCCAUCAAGGCCACCAAGUACCUCCCUAUCCACGCCGAGGCUCCAUCUUUCGUUGAGCAGAGUACCUCUGCCGAAAUUUUGGUCACUGGUAUCAAGGUCGUUGACCUUCUCGCCCCCUAUGCUCGUGGUGGAAAGAUCGGUCUCUUCGGUGGUGCCGGUGUCGGUAAGACUGUGUUCAUUCAGGAACUUAUCAACAACAUCGCCAAGGCUCACGGUGGUUACUCCGUCUUCACCGGUGUCGGUGAGCGUACUCGUGAGGGUAACGAUUUGUACCACGAAAUGCAGGAAACCCAGGUCAUUCAGCUCGACGGUGAAUCCAAGGUCGCACUGGUCUUCGGUCAGAUGAACGAGCCCCCAGGAGCUCGUGCCCGUGUCGCUCUUACUGGUCUUACCGUCGCCGAGUACUUCCGUGAUGACGAAGGACAGGACGUCUUGUUGUUCGUCGACAACAUUUUCCGUUUCACCCAGGCCGGUUCCGAAGUGUCUGCUCUUCUUGGUCGUAUCCCAUCUGCCGUCGGUUACCAGCCCACUCUUGCCACCGACAUGGGUCUCCUUCAGGAACGUAUUACCACAACAAAGAAGGGAUCCAUUACCUCCGUCCAGGCCGUCUACGUCCCAGCUGACGAUUUGACUGAUCCUGCCCCAGCCACCACCUUCGCCCAUUUGGACGCCACCACUGUCUUGUCCCGAGGUAUCUCCGAAUUGGGUAUCUACCCAGCUGUCGACCCUCUCGACUCCAAGUCCCGUCUCAUGGACCCACGUGUCAUUGGUGAAGACCACUACAACAUCGCCAGCAAGGUCCAGCAGACACUCCAGGCCUACCGAUCCCUCCAGGAUAUCAUUGCCAUUUUGGGUAUGGACGAACUUUCUGCUGAAGACAAGUUGACUGUCACAAGAGCCCGUUGCAUCCAGCGUUUCCUCUCCCAGCCCUUCGCUGUCGCUGAGGCUUUCACUGGUAUGGAGGGUAAGCUUGUCGACCUUAAGGAUACUCUGCGAUCAUUCAAGGAUAUCUUGGACGGAAAGAUGGAUGACUGCCCAGAAGCUGCCUUCUACAUGGUUGGAAACAUUGACGAGGUCCGUGUCAAGGCCGAGAAGAUCAUUGCCGAAUCUAAGGAGUAA
Messenger RNA from Orbilia oligospora ATCC 24927, 1539 nucleotides. RefSeq lists its product as uncharacterized. The transcript has 9 exons. Gene Ontology annotation, molecular function: ATP binding; proton-transporting ATP synthase activity, rotational mechanism; ATP hydrolysis activity. NCBI's taxonomy places the organism in Eukaryota, Fungi, Ascomycota, Orbiliomycetes, Orbiliales, Orbiliaceae. Bases 1 to 1539 code for a protein of 512 amino acids. Gene Ontology annotation, biological process: proton motive force-driven mitochondrial ATP synthesis; proton transmembrane transport. The record is from RefSeq and is a predicted model, not a curated record.